AUGGCCGUGGUCCGCGUCUUCGCGACCGAUGAGGAGGUCGCGUAUCUGACGGAAUCCUACUCGGCGUGGGAGUCGAUGUUGCCAUGUGCAAACCCCAACCCGAACAGCAACGUUGACUUGAUCCUGGCUUACAGCAAGGACCUUGCCGCGGACUCCACGGCCAAGGCGGCAGUCCAGUCCUAUGAGACAGGCUUUGCGCAGAGUGAGCACUGGACCCGCUGCUUCGCGGGCAUCAAGAAUUUCUCCGCCAUGCUUGCCCCGGAGGAAGACCAAUAUGAUGAGCAAGGUUAUGCCAUGAACAAGCACUGGGUCUCAGGCCCCAACAUGAUCUUCAAGCAUGUUGUGGAAGCCAUGUUCACUGGUGCCUUUGCCGGCGAGUACGACAGCUUCUUCUGGAUGGAAAUGGAUGCUGUUCCUGUCAUGGCGAACUGGCUGGACAAGUUUGUGGAAGAGGCUGCAGAGAUGCCUGCAAUGAACAUGGCUAUCCGUGGCAGCCCCUACUAUGGAGCCAACUGGCUCAUGUUCUCAGACAUGAUGCCUGGCUAUUUGCUGAACCACGUCAACGGCAAUGCCAUUUACAACCUCCAGCACCCCUGGACGAAGUUCCUGUUCGACACGUUCACUGCGGUGGACAAUGCUGCCUUGAUGGAGGAGAUGGCCUUCGACACGGCGUACUCGGCGAUCACCAGAGCUGCUAUGGACGGCUCCAACACCAUGCUCGCAGCUGCAUGGGCAGCUAGCAACGGCUCGGCCAUGACCUACAGCUCUGACACCAUGCUGAUCGGUAACUAUGCCAACACUUUGCUGAACAGCAGCUACGAGGUUGGGGCAUACAUCCGCCACGGCUCGAGGCACAACAUUUUCGAGAGUCUGGCGGGUGACAUGGUCACGCUGGGAGUUCUAAGCAUCGAUGGGGAUAACGGGCGCAUGCUGAGCAGCAUGUCGAGCAACCACCCCUUCAAGAAGGUCCACAUGCUGACGCACUACCCAGUAACGACAUCCACCGAGACCAUCGAAGCACCAGGUGGCGACGUCACGCUGACCAUCGAGAAGGCUGAACACGGCCCGCUCAUGCACAUCUGCGAGAUGGCAGGCAAGGUGACAACUCCCUGGUUCGCAGUGGCAAGCAACCUGCACCACAUCAAUGCGCCGGUGAGUGUGCUCAUGCGCAUGGGCGAGCCUGUGAUGCCGUAUGUCCUGGCCACCUCGCCCUACUGUGCCAAUCGACCGUACUGCAAAGCCUCGUUGGAUCAAGCGGAGGAGCUUUUCGGCAUCUCCCUGAACUACCACCAUGACCCGAACGAGGUGCUUUACAAGGC
Molecule: messenger RNA, 1319 nt
Organism: Symbiodinium necroappetens
Lineage: Eukaryota; Dinophyceae; Suessiales; Symbiodiniaceae
Source: the annotation of a GenBank genome assembly